Bactrocera oleae (olive fruit fly) is the source of this 2263-nucleotide messenger RNA. It is a transcript of the gene Kyat, whose product is annotated as Kynurenine aminotransferase. Gene Ontology annotation, biological process: biosynthetic process. NCBI's taxonomy places the organism in Eukaryota, Metazoa, Arthropoda, Insecta, Diptera, Tephritidae. Gene Ontology annotation, molecular function: L-kynurenine:2-oxoglutarate transaminase activity; pyridoxal phosphate binding. The record is from RefSeq and is a predicted model, not a curated record. Gene Ontology annotation, cellular component: cytoplasm; mitochondrion.
GCAAAUGGUUGUUUUGCAAUUUUCUAAUAAUACUUGUAAAUAUCGUUUGAAUACUUAUACUUGCCAAAUAAACUUCUAAAAUUUUUAUAUAUAAUAUAUCAAGCAAUUUUCUUAAUUUAUUUACCAAAAUAUAUUAUGAGAGUGGGAUUAUGAGUUAGAGUGAGCGCGACAGUGAUUUACAUUUGUUUACGUGAAUGUUUAUGAUUUUUGGAGGACAAGCAACAGUUUGUGGUUUUAAUUUUUAUAGGGACAGAAAGUGCUGUAUUCUUAAAAUUUUUUGUAUCCCAAGUUACUAGAAUGAGGCGUUUGUUGACAAGUUUCUGCGUUAAAUAAAUGUUAAUAAUGGAGCCCUACUGGCCUUGAAGCAAAAUGCGUCUCAUAGAUUUGAUUACUGCUUAAUAAAAUGCUUCAGUAGCUGAUUUAAACACUUAGUUUACUCAGGGUUUAAACGAGUUUUCUAUUAUUCAUACCUUAUCACAGUCAUACGCAUACAAACGCAUUGAAAACUAUAUAAAAGUCUUUUAUGAAAACGUGUUUAUCUUUACAUUUCAUGCAAAGAUCGGUGCACUGUUUUGCUGUGUCAUUACUGUAUGCAUACAUAUGUAUACGAUGUGCCGGUAUGAAUUAUGCAACAUAUGCACAUAUUUGUAUAGAAUGAGUCGUUUUUUGUAUUUAGUCAAAACUAACAGCUCGCAAAUUGCGCAUAUAAUUCCAUACCUAAACCAGUUGCAUUUAUUUACUGUGAUCUUUAAAUAUUUACUCCAAAAUGCUAAUUCUACCGCCACGCGUUUUGUGCCAACAAACACGUCAUUUACGAGGUAAACAAAAUAUUAUAAGUGCUGCUAUCCAGAAUUUACAACAAAGGGAAGAAUCUAGCACUGCCAUGGAAAAAUUUGGUUUGCCGAAGCGGUUGCAGGGCAGUAAGCCUAGUGUUUGGAAUGAGUACAUUGCUUUAGCUAUGCAGUACAAACCCCUUAAUUUAGGGCAGGGAUUUCCAGAUGAACUUCCACCAUCUUAUGUUACAGAUGCCUUAGCGGAUAUAGCGAAAAGUGACAAUCCUAUGCUGCAGCAAUAUACACGUGGUUAUGGUCAUGUACGGCUCGUGCAAGCGCUGAGUAAACUUUACUCAAAGUUAGUUGAGCGUGAGGUAAAUCCACUAAGCGAAAUUCUUAUAACAUCGGGCGCAUACGAAGCACUAUAUUCGGCUAUAAUGGGCCAUAUUGAUGUUGGAGACGAAGUAAUUAUCAUUGAGCCAUUUUUUGAUUGCUAUGAGCCUAUGGUGAAAAUGGCAGGUGGUGUGCCACGUUUCAUAGCACUGAAACCGAAUAAAUCGAAUGGUACCAUCAGCUCUGCCGACUGGGUACUCGACGAUGCCGAACUUGAACAAGUUUUCAACAAUAAAACCAAAAUGAUUAUACUCAACACCCCACACAAUCCAAUUGGAAAGGUAUUCCAUCGCGAAGAAUUAGAACGUAUUGCUGCUCUUUGUCGUAAAUGGAAUGUUUUGUGCCUAUCAGAUGAGGUCUAUGAAUGGAUGGUAUACGAUGAUGCUAAGCAUAUUCGUAUUUGUACUUUACCUGAUAUGUGGGAACGUACAAUAACAGUUGGUUCGGCCGGGAAAACAUUUUCAGUAACUGGCUGGAAAAUCGGCUGGGCCUAUGGACCAGCUAAUUUAAUUACUAAUUUACAAAUGGUACAUCAAAACUCAGUGUAUACGUGCCCUACUCCAAUACAAGAGGCGGUAGCACUAGGCUUUGAGUUAGAGCUAACUCGGCUAGGGUCUCCUGAUUGUUAUUUCAAUAGUUUGCCACAAGAAUUAAAGGCGAAAAGAGACUUCAUGGCGAAAUUUUUGCAGGAUGCAGGUCUGAAACCUACAAUACCCGAGGGUGGUUACUUUAUGUUAGCUGAUUGGAGUAAAUUGGGUAAGAAAAUUGAUUUAAGUUCUGAGGCUGACCAAUAUCUGGAUUAUAAAUUCACUAAAUGGAUGACAAAAAAUAUGGGUUUGCAAGGAAUCCCUCCAAGUGCCUUUUAUGGCGAAGCUCAUAAAAAGCUUGGUGAAAAUUUUGUACGUUAUUGCUUUAUCAAAAAGCAGGAGAACUUGGAAAAGGCAGCUGAACUCCUUAAAAAGUGGAAAUCUUAAAACCUUGUAAAAUAUAUCUUUUUGUUAGUGUGUUAACGCUCGUAUUAAAAGUACAUAGUAUAUAUAUUUGUUUAUAUUUUUGGUAGAGAAGCAAACUAUUAAAAACUACACGUCAUAUAAUGA